ACCUACAAGAGAAGAUACGCAAGAUGAACAACUCUGAUUCAGACACGCUCAACAGAAAAACAACAACAGCACGUCCAUGUUUCAGUGUUUAACUUCUCGAGCUGUCCACUUUAAACUAGGAAAACCAUCAUUAAAGAUUAAAGAUCAUAUGUUCGGCGUCUCAGAUUGACAAAACAGUAAAAGCUUCAGCUCCGGGCGGCCGGUCGACCCAUCGAGGAGCGAGCCAAACCUCUUCCCCUUAAACACGAAAACUGUCAUUUGCAUUUAGCCCAUACGUGAGAUCUGUCUAACACAGACUCGUCAGCGUUCAAAGGCUGACUUUACAUAUGAUCUUUAAAGGCUACGCUUAAGAAAAAGCCUCGAGGUGAAGUUCUCUAAAGAAAAAGCAAGCAUUAUGAGAGAGUUUAUGCAAUUAUGGAGGUGAUUGAAACCGAAGAAAUAAAAAGAACAAGUCACUGAAGCUCCACAACUGAAACACAAGAGCACUACAAUCGAAAAAGAGAAGUUAUGAAUCACUUUUAGGUUACGUUAAUAAACUCCUGGAAAAAACACAUUUUGAACUGUUAACCAAAACCAACAACUUAAAGGAAAACGGGGGAAUCUCCUUUGUGUUUGUUUUACGCUGGUACAGGAAGUUUGAAGAGACCAUACCACAGGACAGCGCUUUCUCGUGCAUGCCGUGCUCUCUGCCCGCUAUGUGCGACGCCCAGAGAAUGUCGUGGUCAGGUGACACACGGCCUGCAAUGAAGUCCCCGCUGGCAGGUACAAACAAGGACAUCUUAUUCCCCUACAUCAGAGAGAAUCUGGAGGAGUAUCUGUCUGCUCACUGGGAGGAGGACGAGUGCAAACAAGACGUGCAUCUGCUCAAGAAACAGGCUGAAGAAGACCUGCGGCAGAAUAAAGCGUGUCACGUUCAUGCGGUGGACCAGACGGUGCACACGGACGAGGAGAAGGCCAUCCGGGAGGUGGUGGAGGGCGUGCUGUGGCAGAUGGCAGCGGACAGAAAGAGCACUGCGCUCAAACAGCUGCAGGGACACAUGUGGAGAGCCGCGUACAUGACGGGGAGAAUCAGAGGCGAGGUGUACCAGGAUGUGGUUCCAGCCAUCAGACGGUGGAGAGGUGACGGUCUGAAGGUCUUCAUCUACUCUUCAGGAAGUGUGGAGGCGCAGAAGCUGCUCUUUGGCUAUUCAGUCGAAGGCGAUCUCUUAGAUCUGUUUGAUGGUCACUUCGACACUAACAUUGGUGCCAAAGUAGAAAGUAAGAGCUAUGAGAACAUCGCGGAGAGGAUUGGAUGCCAACCGGAGCAAAUCAUGUUCUUAACCGACGUCACACGAGAGGCAAAGGCAGCAGAGGAAGCUGGGGUGAGCGUGAUCCUGGUCGUUAGACCUGGAAACAUGGAGUUAACCGAAGAGGAGAGGAGCCAUUAUAGAGUCAUCACAUCUUUCAGCCAGUUAGAACUGAGCGGGAACGUUUGACAGCACAGAACCGGGUGAAAACCAGCGGCUACUGUCUGUUUUAUUCUGCUGGACUGAAACGCCAAGCCUCCCAGGUGCUUGUUUUUUACACUGAAACCCAUCUAUGAAUUAUCAUACACUUACAUUCUCUGGGAAUGUUUUAUGUGCGGUGUUAAUGUGUAGCAUAUGACAUACUCAUGUCUUUAUCCCCCACAUGUGCAGUGAGAUAGAAUAUGAUCACCUGCCAGCUAGACACAGGUUUAGUGUGACUGUACCUCAUGUCUUAUAAACCUCAAUCUUAAAAGUUGUUGUAAAAUUUUAUUCCAAGUGGACACAUCGAACAAAUCACAUCUGCAACAUUUGGAUACACCAGCACCCGAGAACAGAUGUCUGUUUAAGUGACAAAAUACAGGUUUAUGACUGAUGUCAGAGAUGUCUUACAAUCCUUAACAUCAAGUAUGAAAAACUGCAUAAGAUUAUGCAGGACAGGCUCAAAAUUAAAUGCGGUUACAUGAAUACAAAA
This is a messenger RNA of Cyprinus carpio (common carp), 1977 nucleotides long. RefSeq names its product enolase-phosphatase E1. The record is from RefSeq and is a predicted model, not a curated record. Bases 675 to 1475 code for a protein of 266 amino acids. NCBI's taxonomy places the organism in Eukaryota, Metazoa, Chordata, Actinopteri, Cypriniformes, Cyprinidae. Gene Ontology annotation, molecular function: acireductone synthase activity; magnesium ion binding. The transcript is spliced from 6 exons.